This is a messenger RNA of Microdochium trichocladiopsis, 1428 nucleotides long. RefSeq names its product glycosyl hydrolase. NCBI's taxonomy places the organism in Eukaryota, Fungi, Ascomycota, Sordariomycetes, Xylariales, Microdochiaceae. Bases 1 to 1428 code for a protein of 475 amino acids. Gene Ontology annotation, molecular function: hydrolase activity, hydrolyzing O-glycosyl compounds. The transcript has 4 exons. The record is from RefSeq and is a predicted model, not a curated record. Gene Ontology annotation, biological process: carbohydrate metabolic process.
AUGGCAGGGACUGGGAGCAGCAGCAGCAGUAGCAGCAUCUCUGAAUGCACCAGAAACAGGAACCCCUUCUCUGACAGCAACGGGGUCCUGCCGAACACCUCGUCAGACCGAGGCACGUCGUCCCAACCUCAGCAAUCACCACAACGACCCUCAUUGUCCUCAAGAGCGUCCUCGUAUGGUGCUCAUGCCCGCGCCAAGAAGCACAAGUUUGUCAGCUACCGUCUGCGCGACGCGUACGAGCAGCCGUGGCUACAGGACAAGCGUCUAAAGGCGUGGAAGCGCAACAACUACAUUAUAUAUGGCGCCAUGGUUGUCGCCCUCGGCGUUUGUGGGUUUUUUGGGUAUUGGGGUACACAGCGUGGAGUUCCAAAGCAUGAUUAUUGUCUUGUAUUGGAAGAAGACUUCAGUUCACUUGAUCCUGCAGUCUGGAACCACGAAGUUCAGGUUGACGGUUUCGGUACAGGGUCGUUUGACUGGACCACAGACGAGUCGACAAACUCCUUUGUAGACGGUGAUGGUUUGCACAUUGUGCCGACUUUGACGACGGAGACAUCGCCCAUCACGCCAGCACAAAUACUGGACGGCUAUGCACUCAACUUGACACAGGCUGGUGGCGAUGGUACAUGUACCGGUUCCAGCCUCAGUUCAUGCUCCGUCAGGUCGAACACCACCACUGGCGCCAUCAUAAACCCCGUGCGCUCUGCUCGCUUGAACACCAAGGGCAAGAAGAGCAUCAAGUACGGCCGCGUUGAGGUCGUAGCCAAGCUCCCCAAGGGCGACUGGCUGUGGCCCGCCAUCUGGAUGAUGCCUGAGAAGUCUGUCUACGGACAGUGGCCGGCCAGUGGGGAGAUCGAUAUCAUGGAAGCCAAGGGCAACGACCACGACUACCCUCAUGGCCGAGAUUAUGUGGACAGCACGUUGCACUGGGGCCCAACCGCCAAGACCGACGCCUACCUGCGCACCACUGGCAUGAACCGCAUCCGCCGCACCGAUUUCUCUGAGAGUUACCACACCUAUGGAUUGGAGUGGUCAGAGAAAUACCUCUUCACAUACCGCGACACGCGCUUGCGCCAGGUCCUGUAUUGGUCCUUUGACCAGUCGGCGGGUACAAUGUGGCAGCGCGGCUACUUCAGCCAGAUGACCGAGAACAACACUCUUCUCACAGACCCAUGGAGCAAGACGGGACGGUACAACACGCCUUUCGAUGAGGAUUUCUACCUGGUCCUCAACGUCGCCGUGGGCAGCCGCAACGGGUGGUUCACCAACAACGUUGGCGGGAAGCCCUGGAUCGACGCCGACGACAACGCCAUGCGCCAGUUCUGGCAAGCUUCGGACCAGUGGCUGCCGACGUGGGGUGAGGGCAACGACCGUGGCAUGACGGUCAAGAGCGUGCGGAUGUGGCAGGAGAAGGGGUACAACGGGUGCUGA